Carcharodon carcharias (great white shark) is the source of this 795-nucleotide messenger RNA. RefSeq names its product oligodendrocyte transcription factor 3 (gene olig3). Lineage: Eukaryota; Metazoa; Chordata; Chondrichthyes; Lamniformes; Lamnidae. Gene Ontology annotation, molecular function: protein dimerization activity. The transcript has a single exon. The record is from RefSeq and is a predicted model, not a curated record. The coding region runs from base 1 to 795 and encodes 264 amino acids.
AUGAAUUCUGACUCGAGCUCUCUCUCUAGCAGAGCUUCGUCGCCAGACGUGGACGAAAUUUAUCUGAGAGAUCAUCUCCAGCAUCAGGACUCCAGGAUGAAUUCGGUGUCUUCAACGCAAAACGAUCUGCUCCAGCAGCUCGCCAAUGAACACAAUAUAACAACCCUCAACAGAUCCGAGGACAAGACGGGAGGCAAGUUCAAAGUGAAAAAGCAACUCUCGGAGCAAGACUUGCAGAACCUUCGACUGAAGAUCAACGGGAGAGAGCGCAAAAGGAUGCAUGACCUGAAUCUGGCGAUGGACGGGCUCAGAGAGGUCAUGCCUUAUGCCCAUGGACCGUCAGUGAGGAAACUUUCCAAAAUCGCCACUUUGCUGCUGGCCAGAAACUACAUCCUGAUGCUGUCGAAUUCUCUGGAAGAGAUGAAAAGAUUAGUAGGGGAGAUUUACGGCGGGCAUCAUUCAGCUUUCCAUUGCGGGACAGUAGGACAUUCUGCUGGGCACCCAGGACACUCCACAUCUGCCCAUCAGGUCCAUCCCAUCUUGGGCAGUGCCCUGACCUCCUCUUCUUCCUCAAUCUCGGCUUCUCUACCGGGCAUCAGCGCGGUGAGACCUCCUCAUUCACUGUUGAAAACGUCCUCCGCGCCUCCUGUACCGUUAGGAAACACCUUUCAGCACUGGGCAGGAUUGCCAUGCCCCUGUACCAUCUGCCAGGUGCCACCGCCACCUCACAUCGCAGCCCUAAGCACAGCCAGCAUGCCAAGGCUCUCUACAGAUGGUAAAGACUUAAUGAAGUAA